Messenger RNA from Antechinus flavipes (yellow-footed antechinus), 1472 nucleotides. Its product is annotated as interferon-inducible GTPase 5-like. The record is from RefSeq and is a predicted model, not a curated record. The transcript is spliced from 3 exons. Lineage: Eukaryota; Metazoa; Chordata; Mammalia; Dasyuromorphia; Dasyuridae. The coding region runs from base 167 to 1381 and encodes 404 amino acids. Gene Ontology annotation, cellular component: membrane. Gene Ontology annotation, molecular function: GTPase activity; GTP binding.
CAAUACAAUGGACCCUAGCAACAGGUCUGGCCGAGAAGCCAACAGAAUCGGUGGGGAUAAGAUGCUCCAGCACUAGAAGAGGAAGCACAAGAGGGGCCAGGGUCAAAGGAAGGCCCUGCUAAAUGUCACCAUCCUCCCCACGUUGACACCUCCAUCUUUCCCCUCGAUGGCUGCCCCGAAGACCCAGGAGUCUAAGACCACCCUGACUCUGAGCCCGGAGAAGAUGGCGUCCAUCGGAGAGGUCUUCCAGGGAGACAGCCUGUCCGCCACCUCCACCAAGCUGCGCUCCACCCUCCAGUCCCUGGAGAACGUGCGGCUGGACAUCGCCGUCACGGGCGGGGCGGGCUCGGGCAGGUCCACCUUCGUCAACUCGCUGCGGGGCCUGGGCGACGAGGACCAGGGCUCGGCGCAGACCGGGCUGGCCGAGACCACGUCGGCCCCGACGCCGUACCCGCACCCCAAGUACCCCAACGUCAUCGUCUGGGAGCUGCCCGACUUGGGGACGUCCUCCCUGCCAGCCGAGCAGUACCUGGAGAAGGUCCUGAUGGGCCGCUACGAUCUCUUCAUCCUGCUCAGCGCGGAGCGCUUCAGCCCCGGCCACGCGCGGCUCGCGCGCGCCCUCCAGGCCCGGGACAAGCCCUGCUACCUGGUCCGCUCCAAGGUGGACGUGGACGUGGCCGCCUCCCGCCAGCGCCGACCCAGCACCUUCUCUGAGGAAGGCGUGCUCAUGGACAUCCGGGAAAACUGCCGUUCCUACCUGCAAGCGGAGGGGGUCACCAAGCCCAAGGUCUUCCUGCUGUCCACGUUCGAGCUGGACAAGUUCGACUUCCAGCUGCUCAGCGAGGUCAUAGUGAGGGACCUGGAGAGCUCCAAGCGCCACGCCUUCCUGCUGGCCCUGCCCAACGUGUCCAACGCCGUCCUGGAGAAGAAGGCGGGCUCCAUGCUCCAGCACAUCUGGCUCGUGGCCACCGUGGCCUGCACCGUGAACCCGCUGCCGGUGCCCGGGGUGCCCGAGGUGGCCUGCGACCUGGGGCUGCUGGUGCGGGCCCUGUCCGGCUACCGCCGCGGCCUGGGGCUGGAGGCGGGCGGCCUGCAGCGGCUGGCCCAGCGCACGGGCGGCUCCCUGCAGGCCAUGCAGAGCCGGGUGUGCGGGCCGCUGUGCGAGGCCAGCCCGCGGCAGGUGAUCGACUUCCUGGGCCGCGCCUGCGGGAGCACCACGGCCACCUUCGCGCAGGAGCUGGCAUCCCUGCCCGUGCUGGGCGUGCUGUCGUCCUGCAGCUUCUCCUUCGCCACCGUGUACCAGAUGCUCCGCGCCUACCUGGACAAGGCCACGGCGGAGGCCAAGAAAACCCUGAGCCAGGCCUUGCCCACGGGCCAGUGAGCCGGGCGGCGGCCGGGAACCCCCCGCCCUGCGGCCAAGUGGGAGUGGGCCGGGCGGGUCGGGAGGACCAAGAAACUCUCACCUCCAGAAA